This is a messenger RNA of Neospora caninum, 2436 nucleotides long. RefSeq lists its product as hypothetical. The transcript has 6 exons. Gene Ontology annotation, molecular function: RNA polymerase II general transcription initiation factor activity. Gene Ontology annotation, biological process: transcription initiation at RNA polymerase II promoter; RNA polymerase II preinitiation complex assembly. Bases 1 to 2436 code for a protein of 811 amino acids. The record is from RefSeq and is a predicted model, not a curated record. Gene Ontology annotation, cellular component: transcription factor TFIID complex. NCBI's taxonomy places the organism in Eukaryota, Apicomplexa, Conoidasida, Eucoccidiorida, Sarcocystidae.
AUGAGCAACUUUCCCCCCUCUCAGGCGGAGGCCGGCACGCCGCCUAUGCAGGGCGGGGCUGUCGGAGUCCCAAAUGCGUUCUAUGCCUCGCCAGAAAGUUCAGGCAUCUCUCCAAACAGUCAAGAUGCGUUCCUCUUUGCGCAGCAAUCAGCCAUACUGGCACAAGCCCCGGCUAUGACAGCCGAUCCCCACGCGAUUCCCCUGUCUCAGACGCAAGUGGGCUACAUGGCUGAUGGCUGUGGAAGUCAACACGUGAUGCAGGCAGAGGCGUACAUGCACUGGGAUGCAUCCAUUCCACAGCAGGUUGCGCCGGGAGAACCCUACGCGCACAUGCCGCCCGGGAUGGGUGCCCUAGGUCCAGUCCCUGGAGCUUUUCCAGGCGCCGCUCUUCCUUUCUCCUCCGCGCCCCUCGUGGGCCCUGCCAGGUCGCCCUUCGGCCCGGGCGAGAACGCGUCCGUGGUGAGCCGGUCGGGCCUUGGAGGCCAACGCAGGCUCGCGGGGCCCGCAGGCAAAGCCGCGCCGAGCUUGGCGAGUUCCCACCUGCAGGCGAAUCGUGAACUGGCGAGAAAGCAGCAGACUGCCCUCCGUCGAGGUCUCUUUCUGGCGACGGAGUUGGAAGACUGGAUGGGAGAAGACUGUCCGGGCCUUGAUCGCCAGUGCAUCAUCCGCUUCCCGCCUCCCAUUGCUGCGCUCCUGCGGAAACGGCUUUCGACCGUAACCUCUCCUGAGUUCCACAACUCAGCGAAGUCAGAGGCAAUCGGAACCGACGGGUCUCCACAGGGGCCUUCGUAUCCCCCUGGCUGUUCCGCGGCGAAUCCUCUAGGCCUCACAAUCAUUCCCAGAGACGAGUGGAGCUAUCGCAUCUUCGAUGUCAAAGUUUCUGGCCACAAAGGGAAGUUGCUUGGCGUUUUGGUCGAGCUCCCGACUCUCGUCGAGACGUACAAGUCUCUCGACGGUGACCUUCUCUUCAAGUCGGGUAAUGCCCUGCCUGCUUGUACCGCCUCGUGUAUUGGCAGCUCUCCUCUCUGGUGUUCCUCUUCCUCCUUUUCGGGUCCUCUCCUCUCGCAAGUCCUCAAGUCGGUUGCUAUCGUGUCUGCGGAAGUGGAGAUGAAAAAUAAACUCGGGGCAGAGACGCUUCUGCGUCGACGUAGAGGUCGCCGCGUUUUUUGGUGCUACCACGUGCGUCUCCCCUCUGUUCUCUGCUCUCGACACGUGCUCCCCUCUCUUUCCCGCGGGCUCCAUAGCGCGCGCUCUCCUCUCCUCUGUGGCUUCGCCCUCGCGGCGCAUGCAGGCGACAUUUGCCAGAUGAUUGUCGUCUGCGAUCCGCAAGAUCCCCGCGAGGCGAUCGACGUGCAGGACCUCAGUGAGCGACAGCAGUGGGAGUGGAAGGCAGGCCUGACGCCGCCGACGCACCGCAUCCGCAGCCGGAAAUUCAAGAAUCUGGAUUUGUUUGACAGACAGGAAAUCCGCGACGCAGAGCUCCAGGUUCUCGAGCUCCUCCACUCAACUAGGCGAGACAACUACGAAAUCGAGGUCCACACGCUCCACGAGAUGCACCGAAUUUUGGAGCAGCAGCGUGAAGCUGCGGAAGGGAAGGCGCCGAAACCCACGGCGCCGGGAGCCACGGCCAACGGCACGGCAGUCGUCGAGCACGUGGUGAGCUGCGACGACGACGUCCUCGCCUGGCUGGACUCCGCGGGGAUGCUCCACGGCGCCGUUCUGGAGCCAGAGGGGGAAGGCAGCUUCUCCGACUACUCGGAUAUUCUCUUCGACUACACGCCUGUCGUUGGAGGCGCUGCGGGCGCCAUGACGACGUUCGGUGCCCGAGGCCCAGGAGGCCCCCGAGGGUCUCGCGGGCGCAGCGCGUGGCGAACUGCAGCCGCGAGUCAACCAGGAGUUCCGGUCUCCCACGAAAGCUUGGUUUUCGGAGGCGCCGACGGUCGGGCUGCGCAGCUGGAAGACGAAGACGGCGCAGGCUCGGCAGUGGAGAUGGACCGCGGAGACUCCGGCGGACCAGUGGCCAGUGGCCCAUGCCCGGUACUCGUCGGUGUUGGCCCCGGCGAGAUGGGUCAGCCGCAGGCCCCCGUAGUCGAGUACCCGGGGCGAGAGAGUGCCGUCCCCGGCGGGGGCGAGGAUCUCGAGGCUCGACUGCGGCGGAAGGAAGAGAGGCGGCAGAAGAAGCUCUUGAAGAAGGAGAAACGGCGGCUGAAGAAGGAGAAGAAGAAGGCGAAACGGGACAAGAAGAAGCAGGUCCAAGGUUCCGGCGCAACUCGAGACGGAGACGAGGGUGGAGGCCUGGCGGGAGGUCAAAGCGCCGGGUCGGCUACGCAGGGCGACGCGUCGAGAGGGGAGGAAGCUGGCGAGAAAGACGGAAGUAGUUCGUCGAGCAGCAGCGACGAGGAGGACGGCGGGAGAGACGACGAUACUCUGCUGUGA